GCAAAUCGGAAAAAGUUUGAUAAGGAGUCAGUUGUUGUUGUUUUUUAGUAAAUACUGUGAAGAUUUAAUCGUCGCCAACUUUAGAAUAAGAGUUCAGAAAGUAGUUUACAAUGCCAGACCAUGGUCGUCCUAAGAGAGGGAAUGUGUCCUGGACUGGACGAGGACUUAGUCCGAGACCUGCGAGCUGCUGAUAUUAAAACAGUGGAAGACCUUGUUGCAUCUGACACUGAGGCGCUUGCACAGAAAUGUUCUGUGUCCUAUAAGGCUCUGUUUGCCAUCCGCAGAGUGCUGCUGGCCCAACACACAGCAUUCCCCGUGUCAGGCGCUGAUCUGUAUGAAGAACUAUUGAGCUCAACAGCCAUCAUCUCCACUGGAAAUCCCAGCUUAGAUAAACUGCUGGAUUCAGGCUUGUAUACUGGAGAGAUAACAGAGCUGUCAGGCGGCCCAGGAAGUGGCAAAUCUCAGGUGUGUUUUGGUGUCGCAGUGCACAUUUCUUACCAACUGAAACAGGGCGUAAUAUACAUCGAUACGACGGGAGGUAUGACUGCCAGCCGCUUGCUUCAAAUGCUACAAACUGAAACAAGUAACAAAGAAGAGCAGAUGGAAGCUCUUCAGAGGAUUCGUAUCUUCCGUUUGUUUGACGUCUUCUCUCUACUGGAAUGUCUGUACAGUCUUCAGGGUAGCGGGCUUCAGCAGGCGUCUGUUGGCGGUGGCUCUGUCAAGGCAGUGAUCGUGGACUCGGUGUCAGCUGUUAUCUCUCCUCUAUUGGGAGGCAAAUACAAUGAAGGCAUGUCCUUGAUGAUACAAGUGGCGAGAGUUCUUAAGACGAUGGCAAAAGACUUCAAUGUAGCUACUUUGGUAACAAACCACGUAACGAGAGGCGGCAGCAGCGGAGAGGUGCAGCCGGGCCUCGGCGUGUCCUGGAGUCACAUCCCCAGAACCAGGAUCCUGCUGGAGCGAAUGGAGAAGACCACCAUCAGCCACUCCAGUCUGCGCACGGCAACACUCAUCAAGUCCUCUAGACAGCCUUGUCACAUCAAAGAGGAGUUUGACUUGCAGUGGUGGAGCCGCUCUAAAGACGGAUCCUCAGGAAAGAGAAAACUGGACGACACUGAUUCCUGAUGAGAGAGAAAGAAAAAAAAAAAACCCUAUAAUCCUCUGCCGAAAUGUCUAAGC
Messenger RNA from Scomber japonicus (chub mackerel), 1176 nucleotides. It is a transcript of the gene rad51d, whose product is annotated as RAD51 paralog D. The coding region runs from base 121 to 1122 and encodes 333 amino acids. The transcript has 10 exons. Lineage: Eukaryota; Metazoa; Chordata; Actinopteri; Scombriformes; Scombridae. Gene Ontology annotation, biological process: reciprocal meiotic recombination; telomere maintenance; DNA strand invasion. The record is from RefSeq and is a predicted model, not a curated record. Gene Ontology annotation, molecular function: single-stranded DNA binding; ATP binding; ATP-dependent DNA damage sensor activity. Gene Ontology annotation, cellular component: centrosome; replication fork; Rad51B-Rad51C-Rad51D-XRCC2 complex.